Molecule: messenger RNA, 2001 nt
Organism: Boleophthalmus pectinirostris (great blue-spotted mudskipper)
Lineage: Eukaryota; Metazoa; Chordata; Actinopteri; Gobiiformes; Gobiidae
Gene: def6c
Product: DEF6 guanine nucleotide exchange factor c
Exons: 12
Coding region: 16-1884 (622 amino acids)
Cellular component (GO): cytoplasm; nucleus
Source: RefSeq, a predicted model, not a curated record
CACCACUGACUCCAAAUGGAUCUAAAAUCGGAGCUUCUCAAAUCCAUCUGGUACGCGUUUACGUCGUUGGACGUUGAAAAGUGUGGAAAAGUGUCAAAGUCACAACUUAAGGUCCUUUCCCAUAACUUGUACACUGUGCUGAACAUUCCUCAUGACCCAGUCGCCCUGGAGGAGCACUUCCAGGAUGAUGAUGAUGGGCCAGUGUCUAAUCAUGGAUAUAUGCCCUAUCUCAACAAAUACAUCCUGGAUAAGGUCAAAGAGGGAAACUUUGACAAAGAAAAGUUUGAUGACCUUUGUUGGAUGAUGACCAUGAAAAAGAAUUUAAGGGGUGUUUUUCAUGGUGGACUUCUGUCUCAGAAAGACUGCUUCAAGCUUUUCUGUUUAUUCAAUCUACUGUCAGAAGACCGUUACCCACUAGUCAUGAUCCUUGAAGAGCUGGAAUACUUGUUGAAGAAGAUUUCAACUGCAAUGAACCAAGAGUGGGAUGGGAAGUUCUUGGAAGAUUUAUUGUCUCAGGACAUAACUGUGCUGGAAGAAGGCAUAUCGGUGUGGGCCUUCUUGGAGCACAUGAGUGCAGGGCAACUGCUCAGAGUGACCAGUGCAGAGGCCUUUAGCCUGGCUUUACAUGAGGUGUUUUUGGAAAUGUACCACAAUGUCCUCAAGCGGGGGUACAUGUGGAAAAAGGGCCAUGUUCGCAGGAACUGGACUGAGCGUUGGUUUGUGCUGAAGCCAUUUUCCAUGGCAUAUUUUGUUAGUGAGGACAUGAAAGAUAAAAGAGGCGAAAUACUGCUAGAUAAAGGCUGUUUAGUUGAGAGUAUUCCAGACAAAGAGGGGAAGCGUUGCUUAUUUUGUGUUAAAACCCACAAUAAAAUCUUUGAGAUGAGUGCAUCUGACCAGAAACAGAAAGUCGAAUGGACUCAAGCCAUACAGACUGCCCUGCGCCUCCAGAGUGAGAAAAAGGCAUCUCUUCACUACGAACUGAAGCUGAAGAGGAGAAUUCAGCGGGAACAAAACCAAAGGGAGCGGAGUCGCAGCACCCGCAGCAGCUGCAGCAGCAGGAGCAGCCAAUCGGAUGACUCCAAUAUCCAAGACAUUGAAAGGAUGGAGAAGGAAAAAGACAGACAGGAUUUGGAAAUAGAGAGCAUCAUUAAACAUGCCCGUGAACUGGAAACCAGACGAAGAGAGGCAGAGGAAAAAGAGAGAAAGAAACAGAGGGAAGUGCAGAUGGAGUUGGAGAGACAGUUGAAGGAAGCAGAGAUGCUUAGAGAUAGCCUGCAGGCAGAGAUGCAAGAGAAGGAAAAGGAAGCUGCAGAGCAGAAGAAAAGGAUCCUCGAAUUGGAGUUGACACAGCGGCAACUGGAGGCAGCUCUCAACAUGGAAAUACAGGCGCGGCUAGAGGAAGAGAGAGCCAGACAAGAGCUCGAGAGGCUACUGUUGGAAGAAGAGGAGAAAAGGAAGCAGUUCAACCUUCUUCAAGAACAGCAAAGGGCUUUGAAAAGUCUUAGCCCCAUUCAGGAGAAUACAAACAAUGUGAUAGAGCAGGGCACAGUCCUUCACUCUGCUUCCAAAGAACUGCAGGAUCUACAGGAAAGUCGUCAAAGAAGCCAUCAGCACCUUGAGAAAGUACAAGAGAAGCUCAGAAAUGCAAGUCAACAUGUACGGCACUGGAACGUCCAACUUAAUCGUCUGAUGACACCUGUCACCCCUGGAGAACGCUUGGAACAUCGACUGUCCACGAAGCUUAUGUGUCCCAAAAAAGAGGGUGCUUUAGCCAGUAAUGAAUUUAUCAGCAAAUUAAAAAUUAAAGACCAAAUCAUAGAGGAGACAGAAUGUCUGGAGGAGCAAAUGGGAGCUGCAAAUCUGUCAGAUAGCCAUGUAACAUGACAAGAACAAACAAAUAAAACCAAAAAUACGAUUGGUGAUCAGGUAUCAUACUGAAGAUUUUGUUGUUUAUGUUAUUGGAACAAACAAAUAAUUGUAUACAUUAUAUUUAUAUCCAUA